GGCCCCGGGUAGGGAGGGUCGCCCCUCCGCCGGGACCCAGGCGCGGGUCCUAGACUGAGUCCUAGACUUGGUUCUCCCAUCAGUUCCCUGUGUGACCCUGGCGGGGACGCCUGGGCUUGCAUGCGCCUCGGGAUCCAGCGGAGGACGACCUUGUCGGCCGCUACCUGCGUGUCGUGGCGGCCCAGGUGGGACGAGCCCCGUGGCCGCUGGUACGGGGCGCGGUCGUGAGUGAUGGCCGACCUGAGUUCAUCCCACUUCCCCUCGGAUUUCAAGCAGCGGGGCUCAGCGUCUCUUUCUAGGAUCGUUGCGAAGGUCCAGUUAUCUUUGACUGCCACAUAUGGAUUCCCACAAAUCUCCGAAGGAAACAGUCCUCAUUACAGGAGGAGGUGGCUAUUUUGGUUUCCGCCUUGGCUGUGCUCUGAACCAGAAGGGAGUCCGUGUGAUUCUGUUUGACAUCAGCCGCCCUGCUCAGACCAUUCCAGAAGGCAUCCGGUUUAUACUAGGAGAUAUCCGCUGUCUCUCUGACAUAGAGAACGCCUUCCAGGGUGUCGACGUGGCUUGUGUGUUCCAUAUCGCGUCUUACGGUAUGUCAGGGCGCGAGCAACUGAAUCGAAGCCUGAUUGAAGAAGUCAACGUGGGGGGCACAGACAACAUCCUCCAGGCAUGCAGGAGGAGAGGGGUGCCGAGGUUAGUGUACACGAGCACUUUCAACGUCAUCUUUGGAGGGCAGGUCAUCAGAAAUGGAGACGAAUCUCUGCCUUACCUGCCCCUUCACCUCCAUCCUGAUCACUACUCUCGGACCAAAUCUAUCGCUGAGAAGAAGGUGCUGUCAGCCAAUGGUACGGCCCUGGAGAGGGGCGGUGGGGUCUUGAGCACCUGUGCCCUGAGGCCAGCUGGCAUCUACGGGCCUGGAGAACAGAGGCACCUCCCCAGGAUAGUGAGCUACAUAGAGAAGGGCCUGUUCAGGUUUGUGUACGGAGACCCCAAGAGUCUGGUGGAAUUUGUCCAUGUGGACAACUUGGUGCAGGCUCACAUCCUGGCCUCAGAGGCCCUGAAAGCCAACAAGGGCCACAUUGCUGCUGGGCAGCCCUACUUCAUCUCAGACGGCAGGCCUGUGAACAACUUUGAGUUCUUCCGGCCUCUGGUUGAGGGCCUGGGCUACAAGUUCCCAUCCACCCGCCUGCCCCUGACCCUCAUCUAUUGCUUCGCUUUCCUGACAGAGAUGACCCACUUCAUCUUGGGGCGACUCUACAACUUCCAGCCCUUCCUCACCCGCACCGAAGUUUACAAAACCGGCGUCACACAUUACUUUAGCCUGGAGAAAGCCAGGAAGGAACUGGGGUAUGAGGCUCAGCCGUUUGACCUCCAGGAGGCAGUCGAGUGGUUUAAAGCCCAUGGUCACGGCAGACGUCCUGGGAGUUGUGACUCCAAGUGUCUUGUUUGGGAUGGGCUGGUGAUCUUACUCCUGGUUACAGUGGUUCUCGCGUGGCUGCUGCCUUCCAUGAUUCUGUCGAUGUGAAGGAGGAGCUGUACUGAGGUGGUACAGUACACCACUGAAGUUGUUAUAUAUACUGAGGUGGUUUUCAGGAAACACACGUUUUAAAAAUAGAGAAUAGAUACCUGAUGUCAACAUUUGGAUCUUCAAGUUGCUACUUAAGAAUAGAUUCUUGGGGGACUUCACCCUGGCUGUCCAGUGGUUAAGACUCUGAGUUUUCAGUGCAGGAGGUAUGGGUUCGAUCUCUGGUUGGAGAAUUAAGAUCCCAUGUGCUACACAGCACAGCCAAAAAAAAAAAAAAUUGAUUCUUAGAUUAAGUCUUCAUUUCCUACCUCCUUGCACAGAUCCUGAAGGGAGAAAACAGAAACCAGGAUAAGUUUGAGAUUCAGAUCCUUGGGUCUUCCUCCUUCAGACAUGGACAGUAGACGUCAUUCUGAAACCCAUAGAGCUAAACUCCCUCAGAUGGGAAAUGUCUUACUUGAAUUUCUCAGAAGCCAAAAAUGUACUUAUCUUCAUUCCAUAUGUUCUGCAUUGACUUCACAGAGGUUGAAACACUGAUAUGGGAAUGGCAAAAUGCUAACAGCUUGCACUUGUGUGAUAAACAACAAGUUGAGCUACUUCCCGACAGCCCAAGCCUCUGAGGAGAUGGUCACUUUUGCAGGGGAGGCGGUUGCUAGUCACAGUGUAUGUUCUAGGAAUGAGUUUUUGCCCUUCGUGACAUAAAGGUGUUAUACCUGUGUGACCACAUGGUAAUGUUUGAUAUUGAAAUGAAUAGACCUUUAUCUUACUUCCCAGGAUUCUUUGGAGGGUUAAAUUGGACCAUGUAUAUAAAGUGCCACUCACCACACUUACAAGCCAUUAUUUUUAUUAAUAUUAUUAUUACACAUUCCUUAUGAGGGUUUUCUUCUGUUUAGAGGUUGCUGUUGCUACUGACCUUUCUGGAAUACCUUUGUGACGUGCCCUCAGACUCUAACAAGUGUGCUUAAAUAUAUUCAGUGUUGAUAAAAGUUGUGGUCUCCAAGGAGAGAUUGAAAUCUGGGAAACAGCUAAAAAUCUGAUGAUUGAUGAGAAUAUUCAAGCUAAUGAUACCAUUUGCAAUUAAAAAAUUAAACAUAA
Bubalus bubalis (water buffalo) is the source of this 2611-nucleotide messenger RNA. RefSeq names its product short chain dehydrogenase/reductase family 42E, member 1 (gene SDR42E1). The transcript is spliced from 3 exons. The record is from RefSeq and is a predicted model, not a curated record. Lineage: Eukaryota; Metazoa; Chordata; Mammalia; Artiodactyla; Bovidae. Gene Ontology annotation, biological process: steroid biosynthetic process. The coding region runs from base 338 to 1519 and encodes 393 amino acids. Gene Ontology annotation, molecular function: 3-beta-hydroxy-Delta5-steroid dehydrogenase (NAD+) activity.